Molecule: messenger RNA, 390 nt
Organism: Lachnellula hyalina
Lineage: Eukaryota; Fungi; Ascomycota; Leotiomycetes; Helotiales; Lachnaceae
Exons: 2
Coding region: 1-390 (129 amino acids)
Source: RefSeq, a predicted model, not a curated record
AUGCAAUACUCAAGCCUCCUCAUCGUCGCUCUCACUGCCGCCGCCGUCUCCGCACAAUCAGACUCUUCUUCCGCAUCCAAGACCAAGGCGAGCAAGUCAAGCGCAACCGGCGCCGUAGCGGCCGAUGCCUCUGCGACUGGAAAGGUCAGCGGUAGUGCAUCGAACUCCACCAAGUCAGGAAAGGCAGGAGCCUCGGCCGCGGUAGCGACAGCAUCUGGCAAGGCAAGCGGUGGAAACUCAACAAAAGCUUCAGGGAAGGCCUCGGGCUCAGCCUCAUCAUCUUCAUCCCCGGCAAAGGCAACAACUGCUGGUGCUCCAUCACUGUUGGCUCAAGGCGGGGGCAUGGUCACAAUCGCAGGUCUCGGUGUUGCAUUUGCUGUCUUCAUGUAA